Messenger RNA from Lytechinus variegatus (green sea urchin), 5423 nucleotides. RefSeq lists its product as uncharacterized. Gene Ontology annotation, molecular function: protein binding. The transcript is spliced from 15 exons. The record is from RefSeq and is a predicted model, not a curated record. NCBI's taxonomy places the organism in Eukaryota, Metazoa, Echinodermata, Echinoidea, Temnopleuroida, Toxopneustidae. The coding region runs from base 1 to 4656 and encodes 1551 amino acids. Gene Ontology annotation, biological process: signal transduction.
AUGGCAACUCACAGGAAUAUUACCGAUGGUCUUCUCUGUAAACUAGCAGAAAACAUCGAGCCAGAUGAACAGAUGGAGACAUUGGCACGAAAACUCGGAUUCGAACAAGCAGCCAUCAAUAGAUACACAGAGACCAAUAUACUAGAAGGACAGGUCACGUGUAAGGGAACACGUGACAUGCUGUUUGACUGGAGACAGAGAGUGGAGCCAUCCAAUCAGCAUCCUAGACUGAGACAAGCUCUCAUUGAUGCUAAUCUAAUCAUGCUUGCAGAUACUUAUCUCAAAAAGACGUUAGUCACCCAAGUUCCAGAUAUCUACAGUAAGAAGAUUUCGGAAUCUCUGACUGUUCGAAAAUGUCGCACAAUCUUGGAGGAUAAGUACUCGAAUUGGCUGUGCAAGAUCCAAAUGAAGCCUUAUGACAAAGAUGAUUAUGCAGAGUUUGAAGAUAUGCACACCGUUGUUACCAUGGUAAAGAAGGACAGUCGUGGAAAUGAUAUUAAGGAAAAGGAAAUAUUGCAAGGCUCUGUUGGGAAAAUCUUUUCAGCCAAAGUAAAUGGAAAGUUUCCAUCUCGAAUCCUUAUUUCGGCUCCGGCUGGACGAGGAAAGACGACAGCUGUUGCUAAGAUGGCACACGACUGGGUUCACAGAGAGGAAGGGUCAGGAUUAGAAGACUUGCCACUUCUGUUCGUAGUCAAGUUUCGAAACACAAGCCACAGUACAUCGAUCGGAGAAGCCAUCAUAUCACAACUCCUGGGUGAUGUUAAAGAUCUGACGCCAGAGGGCCUGGAGGAGUUCAUCAGACAGCAUCAGGGAAUCUGUCACAUUGUAUUCGAUGGGCUCGAUGAGUAUGCUGGUAUCUCUUCCUCAAGCAAUAUCAUGAGCAUUCUCCGCUGGAUAAUGUUUCCACAAUGUCGAGUGCUUGUAACAACACGACCUCACCUCGAAAACAUUUUCAGUCAAGGAGGUCUACCAAGGGUGUACAUGAAGAUGGGGAUCGAAGGAUUCUCGAGAGAGAGCUCUUGUGAUUACAUUGACAGGUUCUUUACUUCUGUUCAGAAACCUAUGAAAGCGGAUGGUCUGAAAGUCUACCUCGAUGAACAACCCCUUAUUGAGGAACUAGUAAAAACUCCGUUAUUUUGCCUCAUGGUCUGUGAUUUGUGGUCUGAAGAUCUACUUAACAUUGAGACUACAAAUCAAACAGAAUUACUCGACAAAUUUAACGUAUUUUUAAUGUUACACGCAAAUGCCCGGACACCUGACUUGAUGAUCACUCACGAACAACUAAACAAAAUAAUAUUGCAACUGGGUAAAGUUGCUCUAACUGGUCUACUUGCUGAUUCUAAGAAGUUGGUAUUUACCCCUCGUGAUUUUCAGAAGAUUCCCUCUGUCCUCGAUAAGGCAUGUGAGUUAGGGAUAGUAUCCAAGACAACUGUAUCAAACGAACACCUUUCUCAAACUAACGAAACAAGUUCUACCACUAUAGAAUUUUAUCACAAACUUGCCCAAGAACACGCAGCCGGAAAGUUCCUUGGUGAUGAAACUAACAAUUUUCUGCUUAAUUUGAAGAUUUCUAAGUUAGACCAAGUGCUGCGAAAGAUUAAUGAAAACAUUGUUGAAUAUGAAAAUCUUAUUCGUUUGGCUGCUGCCACGAAGAGCACCGCAUGCGUUCGAAUCAUGGAGAUGCUCCUUACAAAUAGAUAUUUAUCUGAGAGUGAGCGAUGUCGUAUCAUCCUUGAUUGUUCAUCAGAGUCUGGAAUUGAAGAUGUGAAGGUGUUGCCAUUGGUUCGAAAGUGUAUUGCGUCACAUACUAUGCACUUAAAGUCACCAACAGUCUAUACUUGCGUUGGAAUAAGAAAUCUACCAGUGGAACUGAAAAACGAGGUUCAGGUAGUGGCGAUCGAAGAAUCAACAACGACAACCUCCGUGACAAAUAAACUAUGGCACUGCCUUCGAUCAUUACCGACGUUCACAACUUUGGACAUCUCAGACUCGUAUCUCAGCUUCCCUCCAUCUCCUCCUGAGCUACCAUCCGUCACAAAGCUAUCAGCUACGAGAAUGAUGUCACAAUGCUGCAAUCAUUUGAUUUCUUCACUACCAUGCUUGCGAAAUAUCGAUGUCAAAGAUGCCUAUAAAGAAGACUUUGUUGAUGUUCUCGAGUCAUCAACAUGUUUGACAUCAUUAGAGCAUCUACAUGUAGGAUCUCGUGAUGGCUGGUAUUUUAAGUUUGAUGCAAGCUCAGGUGUUCAGGUAAGAAUAACAACGUCCGAAGAGUCUGAACUCACUGCUGACGUGACGAGAAGAAUGUGGUCAUGUCUCAAGUCAUUCCCCAGUUUACAUACUAUUGGGUUCACAGACUCUUAUCUAAGCAUUCCAUCAUCUCUUCCUGAGCUCCCAUCAUUCGGUCGCCUGACAGCCGAGAGAAUGACACUAAAUUGUUACAAAAGUGUACUAUCGUCUCUACCUAAUGCAAGGGAGCUUGAUGUAUCCCUCGUAAUCGAAGAUACAAGCAUGAACACUUUCGAGAUCACAACCGAUACCAAGCCGAUGAAAGAAGUGACAGAAUAUCCACACGAUAUUGACAUGGUCAAUAUAACACUUCAGCAUUCGACAGCACCGACAUCAGAUGUAAUGAAUGAAGUACAAUACACAUCUCAAGGGAUUACCCUUUCAUUUGAAGAUGAUACAAAGGAACAUUGGCGACUAUUUGUUUGUGGGGAGAUGGACAAAUAUGAACCUAUUAUGGUUGACCUGUUUGACAGGACGACGCAACUGCCCUUCCUGAAGUCUAUCUCUUAUAAAUCACCAAACGCGGUCGACCGUGUUGAAGUCGAGUCACCACCUUCCGAGGCAAAGACCGAAUCCGAGUCACAACUAUCUGAGUCCGGUUCACAACUCCCUGAAUCCGAGUCACAUCUCGCUGAGUCCGAGUCACGACUCUCCAACUUCGACUCUCAGUCACGAACUUCCCAGCCCACCGUCCAACCUGAAGAAAUAGAUAUCCUUACUGCUGUACAACUUGGCCAUACCUCUGCUAUUGAGAGGCUCAUGCGUCAUGGAGCUGAUAUCAAUGCGCCGUCAAUUGAUGGUCAGAUCUGUCUUCAUAAUGCCAUCAAAUUUUGCUACAAAAUAGAGAGAAAUGUAGAAGAAACUGACACCCUGAAAAAGAUUUCUGAUGAGGUUUACAAUGGAAGCCUAACACUCGAGAGGGCAUUGGUGUUCUAUCUACUUGAUAAUGGUGCUAGGGUAGACGUGAAAGAUGGGUCAGGCAAACUACCAAUCCAUUACGCUAAGGAUGACGUGAUCAAACAGAUGAUUUUUUCGAGGUAUAAAUCCGUAGAGGAAAUGCAGUCUUAUCGAGAAAAACCAGCACAACGUCCAGACUUAACUGUUGUAGCCGACGGAUGUGUUCCGAAGGAGAUUGAAUUGGAAGAUCGCGGAGUAUCAAUGCUUAUUCCAUCGGAUGCUAUCCAUCGGGAUGAAACACCUCAGAUCACUCUCACCCUUCUACGCGACCCUACCAGUCUUGACAUUAAAGACGAUGAGUCAUUGGCCUGCUAUGGUAUUAGAUGUGAUCCUCCUAACAUGGGGUUCCUCCGGCCUGUUAAGAUCAAGAUACCUCACGCAACAUUGGUAGCCAACCCAGAACAAGUCAAACCAGAAAUCAUUCUAUAUGAAUGGGAUUCAGUAAAUGAUCUACCAAGAACCACAAGACAUAGUUCAUCCAACUCUCCAAACAAACCACCAUACUGCAGACUGUAUGAGAGAUAUCUUGAGUUAUACAUUGGCCACUGUGCUGAGUGGUGGGUUGUUAUUCCUCUAGAACAACAUGUGAUCCAACAUCGGUUUAUGUGCGUUCCAUACAUCCCAGACAGGGUAGACAGUGGAAAAGCGAUCGACGUCCAUCUUAUAAUGCAUGCCAACCUACCUGAUAUGGACGCGGAAAUCCAAGAGGAGGAGAAAAAGCAGUCAUAUCACAAAGCCCAUCCAUCCAUUCCUAUUAGUCUUGCAACCAAGUCUGGCAGUGUGGAUGUGAUAAGUUAUCGCAAUGAUCAGGCAAAGGACAAUAAGCCUGAGCGGCGAGUUCUCUCCCUCAAAGAUGCUCUAAGUAAAAUCAAACACCAGAUCGUUCUACCCGUAACUUCACAUGAUGAUGACACAGAUAUCCCGGUUAAUAUCAAGGUUACACAGAAAGGGAAGAAGUACGAUGUGUCGAUGUCUCUUUCCUUCAUCAUUAGAUGUUCAGGUGAAAGGGAUUUGGAGCCCACUCCUUUUAAUCGGGUGGUUGAAGAAGUUUCUCGAUGUGAUUUCCAGGAUAGCGACAUUCUCAACAUUGCUGAAAAGAUGACAGUGGAUCAGUUUUAUGAUUUAGGGGUAGCUCUCGGUUUCAAAAUUCCACAGUUGCAUGCUAUAGAAUACAGAAGAUUAGCAGACAGGCAGCAGGCAACCUUUGACAUGCUGGUAACUUGGCGAAAAACACAAACCUCUCCUCAAGGGGCCAAGGAAAAACUUAUUUCAAUCAUGGAAUCGUUGGACUCAUCGACCACAGAGAUGGACAUAAGAAAAAUCACAAGUUUGUAUAUUUUUGUUGGUGCGGGUGUGUGUUUUUGUGGGGGUGGGAUGGCUGAGGAGAGAGAAAAGAACAUCUGUCUAUUGUGAAUAUGAUAGGGGGGUAAAGAAUCUGAUAUUAAUUUUAUGUAUACGACUUCGUGGGUGUUAAUGUGAAAGAGCGCAAACACAACUUUGCUUGCAGUGAGUGAGGAUGAUGCAUGUCUCACCAACCAAAUCAUGUGAGCUGCAAAUGUUUGAUAUUUUGACCUGGAUACUUGACAUUUUAAAUACUGUUUGUAACCAUGAUCAGGAUGGGUAAAAUUAAACAAGUGAUGCGAGCGCGAAGCGCAAAAUGAAACUCUUUGUCUUUCUAACCCAAAAGCUAUAUCUUCAAAAUGAUUUUGAUACGAUGGCAUCUUAUUGGAAAAAAAUAACAAAUAAUGUUUGUUAACCAGGCUUCUUUAGAAUAGUUCAAAUUCUUCGUGUCUAAUUGACAUCUUCAUUAAUUCUUCUUCACAUAUGUGGUUAUCCGUGGUCCUUGGUGUUCCAUAGGGAAGCAUUCUCGGCCCAAUUCUAUUUGCAACGUAUUCCAAUAUCAUGCGUAUUUAAGAAAAAAUACCGCCACCUAUUAUUUAACGCAGAUGACAUGGUUCUGCUUUUCAAAUCACAAUUUGUUAAAGAAAGACAGCAGACUUAAGCGAAACACUGUUAACACACAUGACUUAUAAUAGUUUAUCCUCUUGGCCAAAAACAGAUAUCACUUUCUCUCGUAUUAGAAGAAAUACUAAAGUUUUAAAUUUGAUGUGAUAUAAAAUAAUCUGGUAAAUUGUUGGUUAUCUAAGAGGGGGAUUAGUUGAUUCAAUUGUAAAAUAACG